AUGCCAGGAGUUGAUUGGGCAAAUGGAAAACGAAUAGGAAUUACCAGCUCAAAUGAAAGCAAUAUGAAGCGCGAGGAGACCUCAUUUUUACGUGCCAUCAGAUAUCGUAGCUGUCACAAGCAUGGGUUCCGAUUAUCGAGCAAAUCUGGCUUCGCUCGCGAUGUACAGCUUAGGAUUAAUGAGAAAUAUAGUGCUGAAGAGGCGGCGAAAGCCCUCAGAUGGAUCCGUCUUCUAAAACCAUCCAGUCCUCUUCCUGAGCAUUUGACUACGGCAGUUGAAAAGAUUCCUCAGGAUAUUUCAACCGUAUCGGCUGAUGAUUUUUACAAAUAUCUUAAAGAUGGACUUGUUCUGGGCUAUCUUAUUGGCUGUCUCAAGCCGGAUGAUGUAUCAAAUAACCUUGGGAAGUCAAUGUGGAAGGUUUCUGAUAAAGCUAUCUUCGAGACGAAUCGUCAACGUGAAAGGAUUGGGGCUUUCAUAAAUUUCUGCCAGGAAAUGGGUGUAGGAUCAGCAUCCGCCUUCCAGACAGAACAACUCCAUGAACAGACUAAUAUUCCCCAAGUUGUGAUCUGUCUUUCACAGCUGGGUAUUGAAGCCCAAGCUAAGCCCGGUUAUGCUGGUCCACAGGGUUACUGGAUGCAACGUCACAAAGAAAAUCCUAGAGCCUUCACUGAAGAACAGUUGAAGGCUGGGGAAUCUGUAAUCGGACUACAGAUGGGCUAUACGGGGGGUGCUAACCAAUCGGGUAUUACUUUUGGAUCACAAAGGAAAAUUACUGACAUGUUCUAA
Messenger RNA from Rodentolepis nana, 786 nucleotides. NCBI's taxonomy places the organism in Eukaryota, Metazoa, Platyhelminthes, Cestoda, Cyclophyllidea, Hymenolepididae. The record is from the annotation of a GenBank genome assembly.